AUUUAGCAGCUCAUUGGGUUCAUCCAGUGGCUCAAGCUCAUUGAAAUCUGGGUACAAAUCAUUGCUGAGUUCAAACCUAGGUUCAGGUUCUGGAUAUCAGUCAAUGAUGAGCUCAAGCUCAAUGGGCCCAAGUUCACUGAAUGAAUCAUCUAUGGGUUCAAGCUCAAUGAGUUCUGGCUACAGAUCCUUAUCCAGUUCAAGUUCAAUGAGCCCUAGGUCAGUUAGAAGAUCAAGUAAGGAACCAACCACAGGCUCAAGCUCAUUUAGGUCUGCUUACAAGUCUAUACUGAGCUCAAGCCCCAUGGGAAGCUCCUCGGCGACCUCCAGUUCAAUGAGCUCUAGCCCAAUGAGCUCAAGGCGUUAUACUUCAAUGAGCUCAACUUCGUCAGGUUCAACUCGUCAUAAGCCUCAAUAGUGGGCCAACUUCAAGCAGUGGAGAUAUAAUUUGGGCCUUCAAAAGACGCAAGAUGCCACCUUCUCCCAGCCCAAUUAGGAGGUAGCACAAUCAAUGAUGAGCAGCUAUAAAUAUGAUGCAAGAUGACUGGGCUCUUCUUGAUGUGAAGG
Molecule: messenger RNA, 564 nt
Organism: Owenia fusiformis
Lineage: Eukaryota; Metazoa; Annelida; Polychaeta; Sabellida; Oweniidae
Source: the annotation of a GenBank genome assembly